AUAAGAAUAUAAAGAGAAGUGACAAAUUUAUCUUAGUAAUAUGUAAAUGGGCCUUCGUAAUCUAAUUGAAAACCCGAAUUUAUCAAUUCAGAGGCCCGGCCUGAAUCUCAAGCCCAAGUGAAAUUAUUUUUUUUCAUUUUUAUGAGCUUUUAUUACAACGGGAAUUGGGAGAGAGGAGAUCAGAAACCCCGAUGGGUGACUUCAGUGAAGCCACCUCCUCCGCGGCCGCAGCCGCUGCUUCCGCCGCUAACGAUGAUCUUCUUCUCAAGAAAUUCUUCGCCGAGGUCAGCGAGGUCGAGCGCGAUAAUGAAGUCAGCAGGAUCCUUUCAUGUUUCAAGUUAAAUGCUUUUGAGUAUCUUAACCUUCCAUUUACAUCCUCUAUUGAAGAUGUGAAAAGGCAAUAUCGUAAGUUAUCAUUGCUUGUUCACCCUGACAAAUGCAAACAUCCACAAGCAAAGGAGGCAUUUGGAGCUUUAGCUAAAGCUCAGCAACUGUUACUCGACCAACAAGAGAGGGAUUAUAUUCUGAACCAGGUUAAUGCUGCAAAAGAGGAACUUAGAGCAAAAAGGAAAAAGCAGCUAAAAAAAGACACCGCAACCAAAUUAAAGUCAUUAGUGGAUGAGGGGAAAUAUGAGCAGGAAUAUGAACGAUCGGAGGAAUUCCAGCUGCAGUUGAAAUUGAAAGUUCGAGAACUCUUAACAGAGCAAGAGUGGAGGAGAAGAAAGAUGCAGAUGAGGAUAUCUGAGGAAGAAGGUAGAUUAAAGAAAGACGAAGAAGAAACAAAGGAGAUGUGGAAACGAAAGCGUGAACAUGAGGAGCAGUGGGAAGGGACAAGAGAAAAGAGGGUUUCUAGCUGGAGGGACUUUAUGAAGGGAGGAAAGAAGACUAAGAAGGGCGAGCUUCGACCACCGAAGCUGAAAACAGAGGAUCCAAACAAAUCGUAUGUUCAAAGGCCACUCAAACGAGGGUGAAACUAGUAUGCUUUGAGAUGUAGUGCUAGCAACUGUUUUAACAUGUCUUUGCUGUGGCCCAAUUUAGUUAGUGAAUACCAUCUUCUCUCAAUCAAGAGACAAGCAUCUUUUAUUGGAAUAUGGAAUGUACAAUAUUUACCCAUAUAUAGUUUGCUUAAUAUAA
Molecule: messenger RNA, 1134 nt
Organism: Salvia miltiorrhiza (redroot sage)
Lineage: Eukaryota; Viridiplantae; Streptophyta; Magnoliopsida; Lamiales; Lamiaceae
Product: J domain-containing protein spf31
Exons: 9
Coding region: 192-971 (259 amino acids)
Source: RefSeq, a predicted model, not a curated record